CCCACACGUAGCACCUCGCCUCCACCUCGCCUCCUCGCCGCCGUCACCCGGUCGCCUCGGGGCAGCAGCAGCAGGCAGUUGUGUGUUGGCCAGUGAGGCUCGUGGUGGGUCUGCGAGUAGUGCUGGUGCUGGUGUUCCUACUCUCCCACUGUCCCACGCCCACGCCAAGGAUGAGAUUUGACUUCCUUCAUUAGCAGGGAACCCAACUACCUCAGCCCAUCUUGUGCUCAACACACACAAACACACACACACACACACACACACACACACACACACAGGUAUCCAACAACUGGAGAAAAAAAACAGGAUUAAUCUGAAAAUACACACUCUAGUUACCAAGAGACUACACAUCCACACAUCAACACAGACAAACACACAAGAUGGCUGUCUCAGGAAAGACAACCUCACAGACUCCUUCAAGCACGCCCUCUGUCUUCUCCUUCUUUCGCUACAUGCACAAGCCAACAGAUAGCGCCUGCAGCUUGUGGACGUCCUGGAUGUACUGGAUAAAUGAGACGAGGCCACCACCGCAACAAAACCUCAACGAGCAACACCUGGCCACCAAGAUGAAGCCUUCAGACCUGUCACCAAUGAACGACGACUUAUCCAGCCCGGACAGUUCUUUAGGCCUAGAGAAUGAGGAGCCGUCACCAACUACGCGGACCAGGAACUACUGCAGGAAGUGUGACAACUGUUCGUCAGGCACUACCCACGUCCACGCCCAGACGCCGAGCGGCGGUGAUUCUCCGACAGUGGAGGAGGAACAGAAUAACAACAACAACAACAACAAUAACAACAACCUUAACAACAAUGUCACCGCGGAGGAUACCAUGAACGCCAACGAGAAAGUGACAGUGAACCACGAGGUGGAGGGCGGCACGCAGCCCACCCGCAGCACCAGUGGGGAGGGGAAGGUGGACCUCGGGAUGAAGGAUGGGAAGGACUGCACCCUCGUGUCCCCUGAGAGCGGCGUGGACUCCCCGUGUGACAUGGACAUGACGGAGGAGAUCAAGACCCCGGAAGUGGCGAGCAAGAGAUCCAUUGCCGAGGUGCUGUCUCAGGUGGCCAAGAUGGAGCGCUCGUCCUCCUCCUCGGCCUCCGAGCCCACCAGGACCCCCGAGGCCCCGGACAUCGUGGCCUCCACCACCAAGGGGCGGCCCAAGGUGGCGGCGGCGGCCAGGCGCAGGGGCGGCGACAGUCACCGCAGCUCAGACGUGGCCACACUGGCCAUCCUGUGUCAGCACUACGCCCAGCUGGUGCAGGCUCUCAAGGAGGAAAACUACUUAUUGUCCUGCGCCCAGAGCCCCCUGCUGGCCACGCCCAAGAGUGGUGUGAGGGGUCUUGCGGGGGACACAGGCGGCAAGACCCAUCUGUCUGGGGGACCAGCAGGCAGAGGCAGGAGUCCUAAAGCGGUCUUCACGUGGGACUCUGACAUGACUCAGGAGCCAGGCCGCGGGGAUGAGAAGGACCGCGCGAGGAGUCUUCCCUAUCAACACUCCCGCGCCAAGUCAGAUUCCGCGGCGGGUGGUUCCCUCAGCAGCCAGCCGCGCCUCAAGCUGCACAGAAGUUGCUCCAACUCUCGGGACUACAUCAACAACAACAAGACACCAAGGCAGAGUCCCACUCGAGCACAGGACGACGAGUACAUAAAGUCUAGCGGGGACUUCCCACUCAAAGAGAGGCGUCACUGGGCACUCAAGCCGCUGCGAUCUUCAGCUUCCAAACACAGGAAGGAGCCGAAGUCACACCGCAAGAGUUCAUUUUCCUUCUUCAGGGACACGGAAAACAACGAGAACCUAAACGCAGAGAGCGGCAGCGAAUCCCCGAAGAUGGCCCGCACGCCGGCCGCCGCCCCGCUGCCCAGCCCCACUGUCGGGGUUCUGUCCACCAGGAUCAGCGAGAUGGAACUCAAGAUUGAGGAAAUACUGAUGCUGGAACCUGUAGACCUCAUGCUGCGGGAAAAUAGUCUGGACGGUUCGCCAGCUCGGCGAUCCGUGGGCAGUGGCGACACACUGCGAAGGUCCCAGAGAGGCAACUUCUACCGCCACUCCGUCAGGGAUAACCGCAGGGACCAGCAUCGCCAAGACACCUGUGACUCUGAGGAGGCGUGCGAGGAAGCGUGGCGGCGAGGCUGCACUGCUGGGGUGUCUGCUGCUGGUGGGGGUGGUGGAGGCAGCGGUGGCUGCGUUUAUCAGGCACUCUCCCAGGCUGCCCACGUGGAGGUGGACAAACUAAGGCAGCUUGUGCAUCUGCUUAAUACCAGGCUGACAGAGUUGAGUGGAAGGGUGCUGGAGGUGGAGGCGCGGCUGCGGGAGGAGCGGCAGAGGACGGCCAGCAUGGAGAGGUGUCUGGAGCGGCAGGGGCUCGAGACAGGGUGCAGAGGCAGCAGAAGGGGCAUUGAUGGUAACGGCAGGAGACACACACCAUCCUUCAUGGCUUGGACAGAUGCCACUUCAGAGAACCUCCUCAGGAACAAAGUGGACAUGGCUCGGGAGGAGAUUGAGCUUCUCAGGCAACACAUUGAUCUCCUCCUGCGCAUGCGUCAAGAGGACCUCAAAGUGUACGAGUCUACAGUAGACAAGUUCAGGCACACCAUAGCUUCAGGCAGCCAGUGGUAGGCUGGCCUCCAUAUCCAUGCCCAACAAAAGAUUCCUGACUUGCAUAUUUAACUGACUGGAUUACCUUCACUACCGACAUAUCUAGUCUUAGAAUCAAUGCAGGUGGAAGCAGAAUGACAGUAUGCAACAUCCAUCCACAUUCAUAGUUCCUCCAUGAUAACCAGGAAGGUAGCAUAAUUGUCACCGAGUGGCUCAUCAUUGGUCAGUGCAAUCUGGUACACCUGUAGAGGAGCACUUCAGCCCAUCAUGUCCCUCCUGUAUUACUCAGAGGUGACAUGCACUGCUAUGAAGUGCAACAUGAACAAAAAUGGACCAUCUACAGUUCAUCAGAAAAGUGGUGAACCAAUGGCCAGCUUACCCAUAUCAUGAUAACCAACACUUGCCAACUAGCGACACACAAUCAUGAGUUGCCUCACUCCUAGUGCCUGAGUUGAUCUAGAAUAUUACUAACCUUUCUCCUUACUGAUCUGCUCACAGGCCCGAAGGAAAUGGCAGCUCCUUGUAACUCAGCUCACAGGACAUGAUUGGGAAUUCUAAAAAAGAAUAUGGGUGUGAUCCAUUAUUACUAUUUUCUACAACUUUGUACUCAGUGCGUAAGGAUGGAUGAAUGUUUGUACAUAUCUUCUCCUCAGGGAAAGUAUAGUGGAGGAGUUGUGCUGUUAUGUCAUUCUAACAUUUUUUAAGUUUAUGUUGCAUAGUGAUCCCAGGAUAGCAAUGAAAACUUGCUUCCUCACUUUGUACUCAUUUCUGCUGAACAGUUUGUACUCCCUCACCUUAUGUUUGGUACAGUGUUGUCUUGGGCAUAAUACAACCAAAUAUAGAAUAUAAAGACUGAAUUUAUACAAAAGCCUGGAAAUCUUUAGUAAAAAUUUGUACUGUAUGAUGCUUAUUUAGGGACACAAAAUCAGUUUUAAUCAAAGAUAAUAAAAAUUAAAUUCAA
Portunus trituberculatus (swimming crab) is the source of this 3558-nucleotide messenger RNA. RefSeq lists its product as uncharacterized. The record is from RefSeq and is a predicted model, not a curated record. Lineage: Eukaryota; Metazoa; Arthropoda; Malacostraca; Decapoda; Portunidae. The coding region runs from base 381 to 2618 and encodes 745 amino acids. The transcript has 12 exons.